Messenger RNA from Penicillium olsonii, 810 nucleotides. The record is from the annotation of a GenBank genome assembly. Lineage: Eukaryota; Fungi; Ascomycota; Eurotiomycetes; Eurotiales; Aspergillaceae.
AUGCCCUACCCAGUCCUCCCCGAAAAGCUCCUCCUCAUCUCACUCAAGAUGUACUUCACCCCAGAGCGGACACAAACCUACCUCCACGAGCUCCUCAACCCCGCCAACCAAAUAAUAACAGCCAACCCCAACCUCCUCCUGGCCCUAAUCCCCGACUUCCUAACCAUCUACCCCUGCUCCCAAAUCCUACAAUCCUACAAAACAACCCACAACAAACCCGCCCCUCUCCUCCUCGGCGCCCAAGACUGUUUCUGGGAAUCCGCAGGCGCCUACACAGGCGAAGUCUCCCCAGCCUCCCUCCACAGUCUCGGCUGCUCAAUCGUCGAGCUAGGCCACGCCGAGCGCCGCGCCAUCUUCCACGAAUCAGACGCCGAAACAGCCCUCAAGGCCGCAGCCGUCUGCGCAAACAACAUGCUGCCACUCGUUUGCAUUGGCGAGAUCACGGCCCCGGGCCCGGUGGCUUCGGCUGCUGUUGGUCUUGCGGUGGAGGAAUGUGCUGUGCUGGUUCGGGCGGUGUUGGCGGCUAUUCCGGCUGAUGCGCCGGUCGUCUUUGCUUAUGAGCCUGUGUGGGCGAUUGGGAAGCCGGUGCCGGCGGGGGUGGACCAUGUUGCGGCUGUGGUGGAGGGGAUCCGGGGGGUGAUUGGGGCGCGGGUGGGGGCGGUGCGGGUCUUGUAUGGGGGGAGUGCGGGGCCGGGACUUUGGGCUGGUGGGUUGGGGAAGGCUGUGGAUGGGAUGUUUUUGGGGAGGUUUGCACAUGAGAUUGGUGGGGUUAGGGAGGUUGUGAGGGAGGUGGAGGAGUCAAUGGCUUGA